CCACCCCCUCCCCGAAUCAGCCGCGCGUGCGGCGUGCGCCUUGGACUCGCGGCCGGCCUCCACCGCCGUGCGCCGCACUAGUCUCCCACUCGUCUCGCCUCCCUCGCCACCCCACCCCACCCCACCACGCCGCGAGUGGAGGCGCCCCCGUGCCGACCCAACCCGACGACCUGCGUGCGUGCGCGUUCGGUCAAAACCCAUCGCGCGAGAGCGCCCGAAACGCUACAAAUCUCGCGCAUUUCCAGCCUCUCUCCGAAGCCGCCCGCUCGCUCGCCCGUGCCGAGAACGACGACGACACGGCGAGCCGUGGCUGCUAGGCUGCUAGAGUCUAGAGGGUGAAGCAGAGAGAGAGAGGAGAGGGGAAGAGGCGAUGGGGGACGAGUCGGAUGGCGAGGCGGAGGAGUACCUCUUCAAGGUGGUGAUCAUCGGGGACAGCGCGGUGGGGAAGAGCAACCUUCUCUCGCGGUACGCACGCAACGAGUUUAACCUCCACUCCAAGGCCACCAUCGGGGUCGAGUUCCAGACGCAGUCCAUGGACAUCGAUGGCAAGGAGGUCAAGGCCCAGAUCUGGGACACCGCCGGGCAGGAGCGCUUCCGCGCCGUCACCUCCGCCUACUACCGCGGCGCCUUCGGCGCGCUCCUCGUCUACGACAUCUCGCGCCGCUCCACCUUCGACAGCGUCGGCCGAUGGCUCCAGGAGCUCAACACACAUUCUGAUACUACAAUAGCCAAGAUGUUGGUAGGCAACAAAUGCGAUUUGGGCAACAUCCGUGAAGUGCCCGUUGAGGAAGGCAAGGCGCUUGCCGAAGCUGAAGGCCUGUUCUUCAUGGAGACCUCAGCUCUGGACUCCACCAACGUGAAGAUGGCUUUCGAGAUCGUCAUCAAGGAGAUCUACAGCAGCGUGAGCCGGAAGAUCUUGAACUCCGAUUCUUACAAAGCCGAGCUAUCCCUCAACAGGGUAAGCAUCGACGGCGACUCGAAAGAUGAUCACAAGCAGACAAGCCGGUUUGGGUGUUGCUAGGGGGAUUCUAGUACAUUGUUGGAUUGGAUUUUAAGUUUUUAACGAGAUAUGCAUAUUUUUGCUCACUAGUAUUGCUUGUAAACUGUAACCCAAAGUUUGAAUUUUGGCUUGUUGUUACACCUGAGUUACAGACUACAGAGUGGGGAGAAGAGAAUAGUUGUUACUGGAGUGCAAACUGCUUCCGCUGUUACUUGAAAAAGUCUUUGUAACUCAUUUUUUUUUCACGUUUUGUAAAAAAAGAUUUUUUGG
Messenger RNA from Phragmites australis (common reed), 1270 nucleotides. Its product is annotated as ras-related protein RABA5c-like. Gene Ontology annotation, cellular component: endosome. Lineage: Eukaryota; Viridiplantae; Streptophyta; Magnoliopsida; Poales; Poaceae. Bases 371 to 1021 code for a protein of 216 amino acids. The transcript has 2 exons. Gene Ontology annotation, molecular function: GTPase activity; GTP binding. The record is from RefSeq and is a predicted model, not a curated record.